This is a messenger RNA of Lindgomyces ingoldianus, 1308 nucleotides long. RefSeq names its product ketoacyl synthase domain-containing protein. Lineage: Eukaryota; Fungi; Ascomycota; Dothideomycetes; Pleosporales; Lindgomycetaceae. Gene Ontology annotation, molecular function: 3-oxoacyl-[acyl-carrier-protein] synthase activity. The transcript has 8 exons. The coding region runs from base 19 to 1308 and encodes 429 amino acids. The record is from RefSeq and is a predicted model, not a curated record. Gene Ontology annotation, biological process: fatty acid biosynthetic process.
AUCUGUCAAAAGCAUGCAAUGCGAAGAGUGGUAGUAACAGGCCUUGGACUCGUAACGCCCCUCGGGAUAGGUGUUCGCCGAACAUGGAAAGGGCUUCUAGACGGCAAAUUCGGCAUCGUUUCUAUCAAAGACAAGGGCCCUCAAUUUGCGAAUCUACCUAGCCAAAUCGCAGGAUUGGUUCCCGAGGGUAGGAAGGAAGAUGGGAAGUGGAAUGCUAAGGAGUGCUUGAGACCUGGGGAUGAACGAAGGAUGGCCAGAUUUGCUCAGUACGCCAUGGUGGCCUCAGAAGAGGCUCUGAAAGAUGCAGAAUGGAUGCCAAGCCAGGAGGAGGAUCUUCAGGCAACAGGCGUCUAUAUGGGAUCUGGGAUUGGGAGUCUAGAUGAUGUGUACGAGACGACGAUAUCUUUCGAGAAAGGGGGCUAUAGAAAAGUCUCUCCUCUCUUCGUCCCUCGCCUCUUAAUCAACCUCGCUGCAGGGCAUGUGUCCAUGCGAUUCGGCUUCAAAGGUCCAAAUCAUGCAGCAACAACAGCUUGUACAACAGGUGCCCAUAGUAUCGGAGACGCAGCACGACUAAUCCAAUUUGGCGAUGCAGAUGUCAUGAUUGCGGGCGGUGCUGAGUCGUGCAUACAUCCACUUGCUAUAGCGGGAUUUGCCAGAGCCAGGAGUCUAGCAACAGAUUGGAACGAAAAUCCAGAGGAAUCAAGCAGGCCCUUUGAUAGAGACAGAGCAGGAUUUGUCAUCGGGGAAGGUGCAGGUGUUGCUGUGUUAGAGGAGCUUGAACAUGCAAAAGCACGAAGCGCAAAUAUCUACGCCGAGGUCUCUGGGUACGGCCUUUCCAGCGAUGCAUACCACAUGACCGCCCCUCGCGAAGACGGCCAAGGGCCACUUCUAGCAAUGAAGCACGCUCUCCGCCAUGCGGGCCUCAAGCCUGGCGCUGUGGACUAUAUCAAUGCGCAUGCUACUAGCACUCCGUUAGGCGAUGCCGCGGAAAACCGAGCAAUCAAGGAACUGCUUCUUGGUGAAGACGGGAAACAGAAAGCUUCUGAGAUCAAUGUGAGUAGCACUAAAGGAGCCAUUGGACACUUGCUAGGUGCCGCUGGAAGCGUUGAGGCGAUAUUCACGGUUUUAGCGUUGUAUCAUAACACACUUCCACCAACUUUAAACCUUGACAACCCUGGCGAUCCCCCAGAAACCUUCGAUUGCAACUAUGUUCCGCAUAUAGCGCAGCAGAAAGAUCUUCAUGUCGCUCUUUCAAAUAGUUUCGGCUUCGGAGGCACCAAUGCCUCGCUCUGUUUCAGCAAAAUGUAA